This is a messenger RNA of Seminavis robusta, 1572 nucleotides long. Lineage: Eukaryota; Bacillariophyta; Bacillariophyceae; Naviculales; Naviculaceae. The record is from the annotation of a GenBank genome assembly.
AUGACGAUGAAGUUGAUCAGUAGCGCCUUGGUGGCUGCCUUGUGGAGUAGUGACAGUAUCGGUGUGACUGCAUGGACAUCUUCCUCUGUGAACUUUCAUCGAUUGGCCCAUCCUCCUUCUAUUACUGCUAGUAUUGCUAGUACCGGUAGUAGAGGAAUCACGGCUCUUUCAGUUUCUUCCAUUCCAGCCUCCACGACCAACAGUACUCUAGAUGAUGGUGAUCAGAAGCAGAAGCAGCAGUCGAUUCGUAUGGAAAAGAAAGUAGAAAAAGUAGUGGAUGAAGUAGUGGAUGUAGUAGAAGAAGUAGAGGAGAAGAAAAAGUCUCUUCCUCCUUUAAGUGCCGAAAAUGCUUGGGUUGGCAAGUUGGACUACGAAGGCUUUGCUCGUGAAGUGAAUGCAUUGGGCAAAGACUUAUUGAAAGAAACAACACCAGAAGAGAAUGUGGCUCAUUUGCACAAGAUGCUGCGUUGGCAAAAUGCCUUGGCGUUUGUAGGAGUCAUGACAUUGUGGAUGUCGCCCAAUCCCUUUACUGUCAUUGCGCUCUCGACCUGGCAAUUCUCCAGUUGGCUCAUGAUUGCUCAUCACACCCAACAUGGCGGAUACAAUCGAUUUCAACCCAUGGCGGGCAAAUUCCACAGUCGCGUCUUUGCCGUGGGCACACUCAAGCGUCGCGUCCUCGAUUGGUUAGACUGGAUUCAACCCGAAGCAUGGAACUUGGAACACAAUCGAUUGCAUCAUUACCGACUCAAUGAACUCGCCGAUCCCGAUUAUACGCAACGUAAUUCCGAACUCAUUCGAGGAGAUACUCUUCCCAAACCAGCCAAGUAUUUGGGCGCCCUCUUUUUGAUGACGACGUGGAGAUGGUCUUACUAUGCGUCCAAUACGUACAAGGAACUCAAACUGGCCGAACAUCGUGCACUUGGCGACAAACCACUUCCGCCUGGAGUGCGACCCACCGAUUGUAUCACACUCACGUCCAUGCUAUUUCCAUCCAAUGACAAUGAACGUGCCAUGGUGAAAUUCCUCAAUCGAGGAAAAUUCUUUACGCAUGUCUUGGGACCCUUCUUUCUACUACGAUUUGUGUUAUUGCCAUUGCCAUUGCUGGCGUUCAUUGGUGGACCUACAUUGGUCAUGAAUGCAAUCAUCAAUUUGUGUCUGGCCGAAUUACUGACGAAUGUUCAUUCCUUCAUGACGGUCGUGACCAAUCAUGCCGGAGAUGAUCUCUACAAUUUUGAUGAUGCCGUCAAACCAAAGACACCCUCUUUUUAUGUCCGACAAGUGGUCGGAUCGACCAAUAUGAAUUACGGCAAUGAUUUUGUCGACUUUUGGCAUGGAUUUCUCAAUUAUCAAAUUGAACAUCAUGUCUGGCCCGACUAUUCCAUGCUACAGUUGCAACGAGGAGCGCCACGGCUCAAGGCUAUUUGUGAAAAGUAUGGAGUGCCGUAUGCACAAGAUAAUACGUUUGUCAGGACCAAGAAAACGGUGGAUAUUGUGCUGGGAAAGACGUCCAUGAGAGAGUUUCCCACGGAAUAUGAACCCGCAAGAGAUAAAGAUUUGACCAAGACGGACUAA